Molecule: messenger RNA, 2256 nt
Organism: Yamadazyma tenuis ATCC 10573
Lineage: Eukaryota; Fungi; Ascomycota; Pichiomycetes; Serinales; Debaryomycetaceae
Source: RefSeq, a predicted model, not a curated record
AUCUGUCACUAUGUCUGAAUCUCACAUAUCAUCCGUUACUGCCAAGCAGUACGAAGAAGAGUACUCUGCGCACAACUACCACCCUUUACCCGUGGUUUUCUCCAAGGCCCUAGGCGCACACGUCUGGGACCCCGAAGGUAACGAGUACCUUGACUUUUUAUCUGCGUAUUCUGCUGUUAACCAAGGCCAUUGUCAUCCAAAGAUCAUUGCUGCGUUGGUGGAGCAGGCUUCAAAGUUGACGUUAUGCUCCAGAGCCUUUUCCUCCGAUGUUUUUGGACAGUAUGCCAAGUACGUGACUGAAUUUUUCAACUACGAAAUGGUUUUACCUAUGAACACCGGUGCUGAGGCCGUGGAAACUGGCUUGAAAUUGGCCAGAAAAUGGGGGUACAUCAAGAAGGGAAUUCCAGAGAACGAGGCCAUUAUCUUGGCUGCUGAAAACAACUUCCACGGAAGAACCUUGGGAAUUAUUUCCAUGUCCACUGACCCAGAGGCCACCACCAAGUUUGGUCCUUACUUGAGUGGCGUGGGUCCACAGAUUCCAGGAGAAUCUAAGGGAACUCUCUUGAGAUACGGUGUUAUUGAAGAUGUUGAAACCGCUUUUAAGAAUGCGGGUGACAAAAUUGCAGCCAUUUUGUUAGAGCCUAUCCAAGGUGAAGCUGGUAUUGUAGUUCCUCCAAAGGGCUACUUAACUCGAGUACAAGAAUUGUGUAAGGAACAUAAUGUCUUGUUGAUUUGUGACGAAAUCCAAACUGGUAUUGCCAGAACCGGAAAAAUGUUGUGUUACGAACACUCUGAGAAUGUCAAGCCAGACAUAGUGUUGUUAGGAAAAGCCAUUUCUGGAGGUGUCACUCCCGUGUCGGCCGUGUUGUCCUCCAAAGAUAUCAUGUUGUGCUUAGAACCAGGUUCUCAUGGAUCUACUUAUGGAGGAAACCCAUUGAGUUGUGCCGUGGCCAUGGCUGCUUUGCAGGUGGUGAAAGAUGAAAAUUUGGUACAAAGAUCCCAGCAAUUGGGUGACUUGUUGUUCGAAAAGUUGGAGCAGUUGAAGAAAGAAUUUGGUGGAAUCAUUGCUGAAGUCAGAGGUAAAGGUUUGUUGUCUGCUAUUGUAAUUGACGAUACCAAAACCAACGGCAGAUCCGCCUGGGACCUUUGUUUGGUUAUGAAAGACCACGGAGUCUUGGCCAAGCCUACACACGAUCAUAUCAUCAGAUUGGCUCCUCCUUUGGUGAUCUCAGAAGAAGAUUUAUUAAAGGGUGUUGAGGCCAUAAAACAAUCUUUGAUUAAGUUACCAAAUGCUCCAAAGGCCCACCAUUAAAUGAGAGUUUACUGUAAAUAAAAGUUUUUUGUUUAAUACCGUACCCUUGUAUUCCUAUAAAUAAUUAGUUCUUGACCAGUUUCGCUUGGUUAAUAUUCUAAUCUAUUCCUCUUCGUCAUCUUCAUCUCUAUUAGCAGAUAAUUGGCCCAAUGCAGCAAGACGUCUUGUUCUUUCAACUUCAGUUUCUUCCAAGUCAUCGUCGUCAUCGUCUUCAGAGUCAUCGAAUUCGGAAUCUUCAGAAGCUUCCUCGUCCUCUUCUUCUUCCUCUUCUUCUUCUUCUUCAACAGGAGGUUCACGUAUUUCGGGAAUAGGAAUGACCGCAGAGUUCUUGCGUUUGUUUGAUAGCACUUUAUGAAGAUGAUUUUCGACCUGCUGUUCUACCUUCCUGUUUUGAAGUUCCGGAGCUCCAGAAUCGUAUUCUGGAGUAAUGAACUGCUCAGACUUCUCCAAGUCGGGUUCUUCUGAUAUUGGGGCCGAUUUCUUGAUACCAACGAGCGACAAGGCCUUAUCGACAUACGAGGUGGAUCUGCUUCUGUUGCUUUCAGACUUCGCAUGAUGUCUGCUGACCUUAUACUUUCUUAUGAUAUCACCAUCCUCGUUCUCAAUCAAUAAAACAUCAUCAAUCUGAUGAGCAUAAACUUUCCUAUGACUAGGAUCAUCUCUCUUGUAAUACGCUUUUCUGCUAUCACCAGUAAUAGUUCUCAUGAUACCUGGCAUCUGCGAAUUUUCAGAUUUUGAAACUUGGCUUGACGACUCGUCGCUUGCAGAAGAUAACUGUGUCAUAUGACGUUGUAAAGAUUCCAUAGAAUGAAGACUAGUGAUAUCGGUUCCGUUUUCGCGCUGCCCAUGCUGUUUACCUUGUUUAAUCGCCAACAGCUCAAUGACUUCUCCAUCCGUGUCCUCAAUGACAAUAUUCGAUCCUUCUUGGAAGGCAGUUGCCUCAA